UUUAAAAUCAUGUACACCAGUUCGGAUUGAAUUGUACUGUUUUUGAUUGUGCACCAUUCGCCCCGGGGUCACGUCGGGUCGACUGUAGAAGUGUGCUUUCGCCAGGAAAGUCCGCAUAGUUACACUUUAACUUCCGGGUUUACGUUCUUCCUGUCAAGUCAAACGCCGAGUGCGCAUGUGCGAGAAUGACCGCUUCCAAUCCAGUUUUACUCAGAUACUCAGUGACAACGAGCAAAUUUGACUGUUGUAAUGGCGGACUGGGUACAUCGCUGAAAUGUUAUUGUUCUCAAUGCUUUUAGUGCAUAGUUGGUGGGUCGCUUAGUACAGUACCCACUGCAAGGGCAGGGACCCCAAUAAAUAUCAGCUUUGGGGUUUUAAGGAGCUUUUGUGCGCUGUAGUUUUGAGGUAUUCAAGUUCUCUGUGAAGAAGUUGACCAUUCAGAUAGCUAGCAGCAGGAGAGAUUGGCUUGUCAACCUGCCAGCAAUGAUGGGGGACUCACUGGGUUUAGUGGGGAAACGGUUGUUGUUUCUAUUCGGAGAUGGAAAAUCCGCAGCCGAAACCGAGACGACCCAGGCCCUUAGGAACCGCGACUGGCUCCGGGGAACAGUCAGGGCGGUCAGCGUCAUUGGGUUGGACAGUCCUGGGGUAGAGGUGUUUGUGGAGUUUGAGGACUGCCCGUGGCGACAGCGGUCCUGGGUACACAUUUACGGAGAGGACGUGUCCGUUGUCCUGGUGGAGAGUGCUGUCGUGUGGGCAGCCCGAAGUGAUACCACUCUACCAGGAGGGGGAGUCACAGUCAGCCCAACAUGGCCAGCAUUGUCAUACAGGCCUCUGGUGGACCGCGUGGGCCUGGGAUCUCUGGUUCCUGUCGAGUCCUUUGUGGACCGAAGCCUCCGCUUCCUUCCAGACGGGGAGUCGCUGCAGAGAUUUGAGUUGGAGAAGGAGCAGGGUCACAGCCGCCUGCAGGAUCAUCCCGCCCUGCAGGCUGCAGUCAGGAGCUGGCACAGAGACUCAGAGCUGCAGGAGAUACUCAGGAGAGGGUCAUGCACUAUGCUGGGCCGGAGGGUGCGUGUGUACCAGCCGGAGUUUGACCAGCCCUGGGCCCUGGCCCUGGUGUCUCAGCACAACCCCCUCACACACAUCAUGGAGGUCACCAUCGACCAGAGUGAAGAGAAGCAGCUGGUGGACCCGCGGGUCAUCCACGUGAUGCUGGCUGAUGACGCCCCUGAGGAGACAGGGAAAGGGGGUACAGAGAGGAAGGAGGGGGAUGGAGGGAAGGGGGAGGUGGGACGCCGGCGCAGAAACCCCUCGGAGGGGGACGGAGGCGUGGCCCUAAAGCGCCCCAAACCCGAAGGAGAGCGGGACGGCAUCGGCAACCAUAACGGGGGCGGAGCCGACACAAACGGGACAAACGGCGAAAAACUGACAACGAUGUCACCGCCGGUUACUAUGGUGACUGCAGGAGGAGGCGGAGGAGGAGGAGGAGGGGUGAGCAACAGCGAAUCAGCCACGGCCCCGCCCCCCGUCCGGACCUCUCCGAAUUCUCCGAACACCCCCAACCCCCCUCCUCUCAAACCCGCGCCCCCCCCUCCCCCCUCCCUCCUCCCCUCCACAGGUAACAUGCCCCGCCUCACCCGGGCCGCCUCCCCAAAACCUGCCCCAACGACGCCCCCGCCCCCGGAGAGAGACCUGGCCCCCUCCUCUCCCCCCUCACAGGCUGGCACUGCACCCCACAACCCCCCCACCUGGAGGGGGAAUCACUCCGAGGGCCAAAAAGCGUCUGCAGGUUGGUUGAAAAAGCCUGCCGCCCUGGUUUUUGGGGAGGGGAGCAGCCGGCCGAACGGGGCAGCCCCAGGGCCGGACAACAGGCCGUUUGGGUUCGGGUUCGGCAGCGAGGGGGCGCCAGCGGGGGACCCGCCUUCCUCCCAAAACCUCUUCUUCCAGUGCAUGGCGACCGGGGCUCAGGGUCCGGACCGGAGCUGCUUCCCCGCUCAGGCCGCGGCCCCCUCGAGGACCGGGGGCGCUGGGCCUUUUGGGACCGACCUCAGGGAGCAGGGCCCGGCCCCGGAGCCGCCGAGACAGGCCGACGGCGCGACGGCACCGAAGCCGUUCGCGGGAAACGACAGGCCGAAGCCUCCGGCCGCCUCCCCCGAGGGGCCCGGCCUGGGCCCAGGAGCCCCGGGCACGGCCGGGGUCGUGUUCGGGGGCGGUCUGGGACCGGUUACCGUGGCGAAGCCCUCAGAGGGGGCGCACCAGAACCUCUUCCUGCAGGCCCCCAAAGGCGACGAGCCGGCCAACCCCUUCCUGAUGUUCGGGGAGAGCAAGGUCCCCCUCGGCCCGUUUGGCGGCCCACCCGACCCUCAGUCUGCCGCCGCCGCGCCCGGUUCUGUCGCUAUGGAGACGGCUGAAAGCCCUCAGAACCUGUUCACCAUGUCGGAACCGCCCAAGAGCCUCCUGAUGUCCCCGUUCUCCAGCAGCGCCCCCCCGCCGGCCUCGCGCCCCCCCGCCCCGCCCCCGGAGACGCCCGACAGCAGCGGGGGAGGGCCGGGGCCGGGGCCGGGCCAGGGGGCUGAGCGGGAGGACUCCGCAGACUCCGGCGUCUCUCCGGCCUUCAGCAGCGCCAGGAUUUCGGGAGGCGGGGAUUCCCCCGGGGGGUUGGAGACGUUCCCGCUGGACGAGCGUGGGCUGUCGCUGAAGCAGGAGUCCGACUCCAGCACCAACAACAGCGACCUGUCGGACCUGAGCGAGGCGGAGGACGAGCCCCCCGACGGCCAGCCCCCGGGAGGGGGGGCGGAGAGGGCCCUGCUGCUGGAGAAGAGUAAAGGCGUGGCCAAGGGGAGGCCCCGCAGCAAACCCCGCGCAGUGGGUCAGUCGGUGCUGAAGGACCAGGCCAAGGUUCGGCGGCUGAAGCAGACGGGCGAGUCCUUCCUGCAGGACGGCUCCUGCAUCAACGUGGCGCCCCACCUGCACAAGUGCCGGGAGUGCCGGCUGGAGCGCUACCGCAAGUCCCGCGAGCCGGAGCCGGAGGAGGAGGACCACACCGUGGCCUGCCGCUUCUUCCACUUCCGCAGGUUGGCGUUCACGCGGAAGGGGGUCCUGCGUGUGGAGGGCUUCCUGAGCCCCCAGCAGAGCGACCCCCAGGCCCUGGGGCUCUGGCUCCCCUCCCCCGCCGCGCAGCAGGCCCUGGACCUCGACACCUCCAAGUACAUCCUGGCCAACGUGGGCGACCAUUUCUGCCAGCUCGUCGUGUCCGAGAAGGAGGCCAUGAUGAUGGUGGAGCCUCACCAGAAAGUGGCGUGGAAGCGGGCGGUGAGGGGGAUCAGGGAGAUGUGUGACGUGUGCGAGACCACCAUCUUCAACAUCCACUGGGUCUGCCGGAAGUGCGGCUUCGGCGUGUGCCUGGACUGCUACCGUCUGCGCAAGAUCCAGCCGGCUGACAUGGUGGAUGAGGGUCAGGAGGAGGACGUGUUCUCCUGGCUGAAGUGUGCUAAGGGGCAGCCGCACGAGCCUCAGAACCUCAUGCCCACUCAGAUCAUCCCAGGCACAGCACUCUACACCAUUGGAGACAUGGUGCACUCAGCCAGGGGCAAGUGGGGCAUCAAGGCCAACUGCCCCUGUGCCAACCGGCACACCAAACCCCUGGUCCGACCUGCCGCUCACAACGGUCUCUUGCAGCAGUGCACGGUGAACUCCAGCAACGUCACCGCCGGCAACGGCCUGACCACGCCCAAAACCGAGGGGGAGGCGCCAAACGUGAGAACAGAGUCGACUCUCGGCGGGGGAGGAGCCAAGACGCCCCGCCCACAGGGCCCGGAGAACUCCUCCUCCUCUGCACUCCAUUGGCUGGCAGACCUCGCCACGCAGAAGGCCAAAGAAGAUGUCAAAGAUUCGGGUUCCCUGCGGUCUGUGAUGUCCCAGGAUUCCCGCUCCCCAUUUGGACUGGGGUCCUUCGGCUCUCUCUCCAAAGCCUCCUCAUCUUCCUCCUCCUCCUCCUCCUCUUCCUCGGCGGCCAGCCCAAAGCUGUUUAACAGCCUCCUGCUGGGCUCCGGUGCGUCCCAGGCCAAGGCGGAGGGCUCCAGCCUCAGGGACCUGCUGAACUCGGGCCCCGGGAGGCUCCCUCAGGGGCCGGCAGACUCUGGGGUCCCCUUCCCCUCCGUCUUCUCCACCGUGUCUGCGCUGGGCGACAAGGCGAAAAGCAGCCUGCCGAACUUCCUGGACCACAUCAUCGCGUCGGUGGUGGAGACGAAGAAGACGGAGGCGCGGCGGGGCGGGGCGGAGCCCGGGGAGGCGGGGGCCGGGGCCCGGCGGGACGCGGUGAUGGGCCUCAGCGUGCUCGACCCCCACACCUCCCACACCUGGCUGUGCGACGGCAGGCUGCUCUGUCUGCAGGACCCCGGCAACGGGAACAACUGGAAGAUCUUCCGCGAGUGCUGGAAGCAGGGCCAGCCGGUGCUGGUGGCAGGGGUGCACAGGAAGCUGAAGGAGUGUCUGUGGAAGCCUGAGGCCUUCAGCCUGGAGUUUGGGGACCAGGAUGUGGACCUGGUCAACUGCAGGAACUGUGCCAUCCUUUCCGACGUCAAGGUCCGAGACUUCUGGGACGGAUUCGAGGUUAUCGCCAAGCGGCUGCAGGGUACGGACGGGGAGCCGUUGGCUCUGAAGCUGAAAGACUGGCCUCCAGGGGAGGACUUCAGGGACAUGAUGCCCACCAGGUUUGAUGACCUGAUGGAGAACUUGCCCCUCCCAGAGUACACCAAGCGGGACGGCUGUCUAAACCUGGCGUCCCGCCUGCCCAACUUCUUUGUGCGACCAGACCUGGGUCCCAAGAUGUACAACGCUUACGGGCUGAUCUCCACUGAGGACAGGAAGGUGGGCACCACCAACCUGCACUUAGAUGUGUCAGACGCUGCCAACGUCAUGGUGUACGUGGGCAUUCCAGAGGGAGACAACGACCACGAGAAGGAGGUGAUGCUGACCAUCGAGGGAGGCGACGUGGACGAGGUGACGAAGCGGCGGAUGUACGAGGCGAAGGAGAAGCCGGGCGCGCUCUGGCACAUAUACGCCGCCAAGGACGCCGAGAAGAUCCGCGAGCUGCUCCGCAAGGUGGGGGAGGAGCACGGUCAGGAGAACCCUCCGGAUCACGACCCCAUCCACGACCAGAGCUGGUACCUGGACCAGGGCAUGCGGCGCAGGCUGCAGGCAGAGUAUGGGGUGCAGGGCUGGGCCAUCGUGCAGUUCCUGGGGGACGCCGUCUUCAUCCCCGCCGGGGCCCCGCACCAGGUACACAACCUCUACAGCUGCAUCAAGGUGGCGGAAGACUUUGUGUCCCCAGAGCACGUAAAGCACUGUUUCAGACUGACCCAGGAGUUCAGACACCUGUCCACCACCCACACCAACCACGAAGACAAGCUGCAGGUGAAAAACAUAAUCUACCAUGCUGUGAAGGACUCCAUCGGAACGCUGAAGGCCCACGAACACAAGAUGUCUCGGUAGCUCCUUGCCGUCACUUCCAAACCAAACGCGCUCCAGGCGGCGUGAAGCCGGGACGACACCAGCGUGACACCGAUGCUGACACGUGACGUCAUUUCCUGGAGCGGCAGGAAGUAGAAACCAGGGACGUUUGAUUAGAUGCUAAUCUCGAGCUACCCUCUGCUACUGCCUGGACUGGAGAGAGCACUUUUCAGUGUUACCCUUAUCCGUAAACCCACGUUUCUUUCUUCAGUUGUUUAUUUUUUGUUCAUUGUUGCUUUGUAUUUAAGUUUGGAUAUUAGUCUGUGAUUCGUUUUUAUUUUAAUGAAGAGUUUAAGCAGGUGAUGUGCCUUCAAACUGGCUAGAAGAGAACAAAUGUUCUGUUUUUGUUUAAAAUUUGAGCCUCAUCCUCAAGAUUCGUCCAUUGUAACUCUCACACAACCCUGCUGAGCAGUGCGUCAUCUGCUCUGUUUUUGUUUGUUUGUUUGUUUCCCUGCUGAGAAUUUCUCUCUUCCCAACUUCCCGUCCUGUUGAUUCACAAAAAGAGUGCAGUAAGGCAAAUAGACCAAAGUGUGCUGUUCUGUCCAAAAACCUUUUUUUUGGUUUGGUUUUGGCCUCAGGACAAAGCUGAGAACUGAUAUUAAUGGUGAAUGUGGAAGGGUUGGCAAAAAAAACUUGUUUACUUUUUGUUGUUGGUUUUUUGUCCAUCAACCCUAUGAAGCUGAACAAUAUUUCUGCGGUUUAAAAUGAAAUUCCCUUGAUUCAUUGUGAUCUCUGUAUACAUUUUUAAGUUCUAAAAUAAAUUUUACAGAGAAAAAAAAAAAACUCCUGUUUAUUGUCAAGCUUGAUGAGCAGUUGGCUCAGGAGUAGUCCUUUCACUACUGAGUAGGUCACUGGAUUUAAGAGGGUUGGGGCUUAUCAUUUACGUAAUAUAGUUUAGGCAGUCGUGUUGAUAUGGUAAUGAUUGACUGCUGAAAACCAUUCUUGUGUACCAGAGAUGGGACUCGAGUCGCACUUGAGUCACAUAUACACGGACUCCAGACUCGACUCGGACUCGUCAAUAAGGACUUGUGAACAAUAAGCGUCUGGCAAAUAGCAUCGUGAAAAUGACGAAGUGAAUAAUGUCAGAGCCAAUUUAACUUAUUUAUAUUAAAGAUAUUCCUUUGUUAAAACACACCCAACGUC
This is a messenger RNA of Conger conger (European conger), 6651 nucleotides long. RefSeq names its product lysine-specific demethylase 3B-like. The record is from RefSeq and is a predicted model, not a curated record. The transcript has 24 exons. NCBI's taxonomy places the organism in Eukaryota, Metazoa, Chordata, Actinopteri, Anguilliformes, Congridae. Gene Ontology annotation, molecular function: chromatin DNA binding; histone H3K9 demethylase activity; transcription coregulator activity. Gene Ontology annotation, cellular component: chromatin; histone deacetylase complex. Gene Ontology annotation, biological process: regulation of transcription by RNA polymerase II. Bases 484 to 5490 code for a protein of 1668 amino acids.